Messenger RNA from Helianthus annuus (common sunflower), 948 nucleotides. RefSeq lists its product as uncharacterized. Gene Ontology annotation, molecular function: RNA binding. Gene Ontology annotation, biological process: maturation of LSU-rRNA from tricistronic rRNA transcript (SSU-rRNA, 5.8S rRNA, LSU-rRNA). The record is from RefSeq and is a predicted model, not a curated record. NCBI's taxonomy places the organism in Eukaryota, Viridiplantae, Streptophyta, Magnoliopsida, Asterales, Asteraceae. The transcript has 9 exons. The coding region runs from base 144 to 794 and encodes 216 amino acids. Gene Ontology annotation, cellular component: nucleolus.
CCAAGUGGACAGAAAAAACUCGGAAAAAACCCACCUCCCCCUCUUGCAAUUGAGACUCAAAAUCUAGUCACGAAGACUCAACUGGUUCUUAUUUGUUUCUCGCCGCCGCAUCUUUUCCGUCAAUUAACGCACACAGAGCAGAGAUGGGGAUGAAGGCGAAAAAGUCAAUGAUGAAGAGAGUCAACAAGGGUUCUACCCAACUGACGACGGCUGCUCCUAAAGACUACGAAGCUGCUGCUGAUUUUCUGCCAUUAGAGGGAGGUCCAGCUAGAAAAUUGCCAAUCACAGAAAAUUCAGAAAAUAAAUCCACUGUGUUGUAUAUCGGAAGAAUCCCUCAUGGAUUUUAUGAGAAUGAAAUGGAAGCUUUCUUCAAGCAGUUUGGAGAAAUCAAGAGGAUCAGGAUUGCAAGGAAUAGGAAGACAGGAAAAUCAAAGCAUUUUGGGUUCAUUCAGUUUGCGUCUCCAGAGGUGGCAAAGAUUGUUGCGGAAACCAUGCAUAACUAUCUUCUAUUUGAGCAUUUGUUGCAAGUACAGAUCAUCCCUCCUGAGCGUGUUCAUCCCAAACUGUGGAAAGGUGUUAACCGUUUUUAUAAACCCUUGGACUGGGUUCGUAUCGAACGUAAACGUCAUAACAAGGAAAGAACAUUUGAAGAGCACAAGAAGUUGGUAGAUGGAAUCUUGAAAAGAGACCAGAAAAGGCGAAGAAAGAUCGAGGCUGCUGGUAUCGAGUAUGAGUGCCCAGAAAUUGUGGGGAGUGAUGUGCCUGCACCGAAGAAGAUCAAGUUUGAAGACUAAGGUUACCUGGGAACUCUAAAUCUUUAUAUAUUUUCGGAUGUAGCAUGUAGUAACUAGUGACAAGUGACGAACGAAAUUUUGGUAUUUGUUUUUGGUUGUAAAAUCUGAUGUUACUCUAGUUAUAAUUUCCAGUUAAAAACCCUCUCAUUUCGCA